Messenger RNA from Arabis nemorensis, 333 nucleotides. The record is from the annotation of a GenBank genome assembly. Lineage: Eukaryota; Viridiplantae; Streptophyta; Magnoliopsida; Brassicales; Brassicaceae.
AUGACACGACAUGAGACUAAUCGAGACUGGACCAAGACAAAGAGGAAGAAAGAUGGAGAAGCGAAACAUCAGACACCUUUAAGUGUCAAGAUAAUGGAGGAAAAGAGGAGGCUUUUCGCCAUGAAACUGAGAUCCCAUGGAUCCACCCAACUAGACUUCAAGAUCCAAAGGAAGCGCAAAGGAAAAGAAAGAAAUCCCAGAGGCCUCGAAAGGUACUUAGCCACCCGAAUCGAAGAGGCAAACCAAAAACUAGAGCAAAAACUCCCAGCCAUGUCAAUGCGCAAGGCCUCUACAAUUGAGCAACAACACGAAGUUGGAGAAGAGACGACAUAA